AAGCCCUGCCACUGUUGUUCCUGUGAAUCACACCUGUUAAAGCGAAGGCCUUCCCUCAAAUGGGCGUGUUCAGAACAGCAGAGUAGGCGGGGGCUGAGAUGAAGUCAACCUUAAGAUGAGUGAGAGCUUUAAUUCAGCAGCAGAAUGCAGCAGGAAGGUUUAGUGUUAAGUCCUCACUGGGACAAAUAUAGCCACGGCUCGAGGGGUUGUUAGCUGAUCCAGGAACUGUCCACGGCACAUGUAGAGACUCUCAGACAGUCAGUGGGUGACUCACAGCUUGACCACAAGCAGUGAAUUGGUUCAGUUGCUGAAGCUGCUCGGCAAUGUGUAGCUUUAGAGGAAGUUGUUAGAGGCAGAAUGAGUUUUGUCAGAGGGGCAACCUGGACACAGCUCUGUUCUCCCGCUGAGGCAGCCUGAAGCGUCAUCCUCGUUACAUGUGUACAGCCAUGAAGUUUAACCAGUGCGUACUGCAGGACAGCCCUGGGAACCACGAGAACCGAGUCUGGAAAUGGCACAUUCAGGACCCCGCCAGCCAGAGGCUGACGUGGAACAAGCCACCAAAAAGUGUCCUUGUCAUCAAGAAGAUCCGAGAUGCCAGUCUGCUUCAGCCUUUCAAAGAGCUCUGCAUAUUCCUCACCGAGGUGAAAAACCUGAUUGUUUACGUGGAAAAUAAAGUUCUGGAUGACCCAGCUAUUUCAGGCGAUGAAAACUUUGGUGUCAUUACAAAGAAAUUCUGCACUUUCAGAGAAGAUCUUGAUGACAUCUCCAAUCGUGUGGACUUUAUCAUCUGCCUUGGUGGAGAUGGGACUUUGCUGUAUGCAUCUUCACUCUUCCAGGAGAGUGUUCCACCAGUUAUGGCCUUCCACCUGGGUUCCUUGGGCUUUCUGACUCCUUUCAAAUUUGACACCUAUCAGUCUCAGGUCACCCAAAUAAUUGAAGGUAAUGCUGCCAUCGUCCUGCGUAGUCGCUUGAAAGUCCGGGUGCUUAAAGAGAACUGGGAGAAGAAAGCCAGGGUGGAUGAAAAGGGAAUCAUCCUGACCAACGGGGACAUUGAAACUAGCCGCAAAGCCAUGCAGUAUCAGGUGCUGAAUGAGGUGGUGGUGGACAGAGGACCCUCGUCUUAUCUCUCUAACGUUGACCUCUUCCUGGACGGGCAUCUCAUAACGACAGUGCAGGGAGAUGGUGUGAUCGUAUCUACACCUACAGGCAGCACAGCGUAUGCAGUGGCAGCGGGAGCUUCCAUGAUUCACCCCAACGUCCCAGCCAUCAUGAUCACCCCCAUCUGUCCACACUCGCUCUCCUUCAGACCCAUCGUGGUGCCUGCCGGGGUGGAGCUCAAGAUAAUGCUGUCACGUGACGCCAGAAACACAGCCUGGGUGUCGUUUGAUGGAAGAAAGAGACAAGAGAUCUGCCACGGAGACAGUAUUAACAUCACCACUUCCUGCUUCCCCGUUCCUUCCAUCUGUUUCCGGGACCCGGUGAAUGACUGGUUUGAGAGCCUGGCACAGUGUUUACACUGGAACGUGAGGAAGAAGCAGAACUACCUCAGCUCAGAGGACGAAGAGUUUUGAGGCGUUGGCUCCAGCAUCAAGGUCUGAUCAAAGGUCUCCUGGACUCCAAAGUCUUGUUUUUAGUUUGACUGUGCUCUAUGCCAUUUUGGCUUUUAUGGAUAUGGAAGGUCUUACCGAACUCCAUUCAAACAGUCUGUCAGUUAAGUUUCCCUUCGCAGGUAUAAAAAUAAUACCAUGGUGUUAUUUUUAUAUAAUACCAUAGAAAACAACUAUCAGUCCAAACAGCAUUUCUGCUGCUUUUGACUUUCUUCUGUGUCGUAUUAAAGUGGAAUAAAUAUGAGGGAAUAAGAGGCAAGAUAUUCAAUCCUAAUGUUAAGAAAAUAAAGUGAAAAUAAAGUCAAAUAUUUUUUAAAAUGAAUAAUAAUGGAUAUAUUGGAUAAGAUGUGACAGUAAUAUAGUUUUACAUUAGCUCCCAUAGUAUGUGGUCGUUCAGCCAACACUAGCUAGUAAGCUAGCUAGCAGUUAGCUAGCAAAAUAAAUCUGCUGAAAUAUUUGAUGAAUUUUAAUAAUUCAGGGUUAAAGUUAACUGUAAACCCCCCUUUUUCUCUGGCUCAACCCACUGCUCCGCUCAGUGUUACAUUGGUUCUUAGGAGUAUGCAGCAUUAAUUUAAGACUCUGUCAAUUUCCAAAAAUCUCAUGUUUUAUGUCACGCUUAAGGACAUUAAAGUGAUGGAUUUUUGAAUGGAGUUUGGUCCUGCUAUUGGUCCAAGAUCUAUAUACUGUGAAAAUUGCAGUUUGCUGAGAAUUUCUUUUUGCUCAUUUAACCAGAAGGAAAUGGAACACCUGGCUGGAUCUUGGACCAAAAUGCAGACAGGCAGGUUGUGGAUGGCAGGUACUGCAGACCUCGAGAUGGGUGUUAUCUGGUCUGUUUAGCACUUUAAGAGAGGCAGGGACACAUCUAUGACUUUAUACAUAAUGACUUUAAACUAAUUCCUGCAGUUGAGGUGAACCCCAAGUUGCACUUUUUUGGGAAAAACAAAUCUCAAAUGAAACUCCAAUCUAUUAAACUAAUCAGGAAAAACUGAUGUGCAGUAAUGCCAUUAACGAAGGACGUGUAGUUUCACUUAGUUUUUCAGUGGAUCCAGGGGAGGAGCAGGGAAACAGUGCAUGUGCUCUGCAACAGUGACCCAGCUGUACAGACUGUGCCUUAAACACUGGUAUCAUUAUUGUACAGAGAUGUUAUUUUUCAGCGUUUACAUCACGUCUGUCAUUUUUUUGACCACUCAGUUGCACAUAAAUGGGUUUUGUGCAUUUUCGUUGUCCUAAACUAUUGGAAUGUGUAUAACAUCGGUUGAGCAGUGGACUAGGAGCUGGGAGGGGGUAUUCAUUCCAACCAGACACUAUAGUUCAGAUGUCUUCAGUGUCUUUUUAACAUCUAGUUUUAAUAUGUCCUUUAAGCCAUAGAAUUGAAUUUUUAUAUAUAUAUAUAUAUAUAGAUAGAUAGAUAUAUAUAGAUAUGUAUAUUUUAUAGAUCAAUGUCUGUGGGCUGUGGGUGGUUUAAUGCUCUGUGUUGUUGUAUGUGGAGAUAUCAUAGGCUUUCUGUUCUAUCAGUUUGCAAGUCUGCCAUUGUGCAGCUUUUGUGGAGUAUUUAAGGUGGCCUACAUUACGUGUGUUCAGACACAGCGUCCAGAGGCCAACAUGUACACGGUGAAUCAGCUCAACAAAUUGUGUGAAGGUGAAAUGAUGAACAGUGGUGUUACCUGUCUCAAAAAACCCACAGAGCUCUGAAAGGCAAUCAUUCCUUUAUCUUUUGAGUUUGUAUAUAGAUGGAAUAGUUGAAUGAGUUUAAUUUUGUAAAGCCCACGUGUUUAUUAACUGGUUUACAAUGUAUUAUGAUGAAAAUAAAUCUAUUUGGUACUUUUUUAUAUGAAUAAGUUCAACAGUUCUUUUUAUUGAUCAGCAGUUCUGAUUGUCAAGUUCAACUUUUUAACAGGAGUAAUUGGACAAAAUUACAAUGACACACUUAAACUUAAUUCAAAGUGCAUUCCAGGGCAGUCUUAAUGUUUUUAGAAGAAGAUAUUAGCAGGUUUGUGUCAAAUGUUCGUCUGAACUGUUGAAUCUCAGUAAACCCCCAGUUCUACUAAAAGCCCAGGCUGUGACCUCUCUUCUAUGAAGCAGCGUCAUGUCUUAAAGUGCUUUUCACUUUCAAUACUCUGAGAAUAUGUAACUUUUGUAUCACUGAGUUUGUUAAUGUUUCUAAUAUGAAUUCUGAAACGCUUUGGAAAAACACUUCAAUAAAACCGAUGGUUUAACCAGAA
Molecule: messenger RNA, 3829 nt
Organism: Mugil cephalus (flathead mullet)
Lineage: Eukaryota; Metazoa; Chordata; Actinopteri; Mugiliformes; Mugilidae
Gene: nadka
Product: NAD kinase a
Exons: 10
Coding region: 435-1571 (378 amino acids)
Biological process (GO): NAD+ metabolic process; NADP+ biosynthetic process
Molecular function (GO): NAD+ kinase activity
Source: RefSeq, a predicted model, not a curated record